AUGACUAUCGAAUACUUCUUAGUCGCCGCCACUGGGUUUAAGGUGUCCGAGUUCUUUGCUCUGAUGGAGGUCUACGGCACGAAAGGUGUUAGCCUCCUUCCCUUACGGAUCCUGGAUGGUACUACCAGUAACGCAAAAUUGACUCGGAAUUGCAGAUUUGGCUCAAACGUGGUUUCGGCGCAUGGCUCCGCUAUCUUGCAGUCGCAGACUCAAUCUGUGCACAUAGCACUCUCCCUAGUAGCUCCGAUCAUCGAUGGCAGUGCGAGGACCAUUUCCGUCAAGGGGACUGCUGAAAACUGA
This is a messenger RNA of Exophiala oligosperma, 300 nucleotides long. RefSeq lists its product as uncharacterized. The transcript has a single exon. The coding region runs from base 1 to 300 and encodes 99 amino acids. The record is from RefSeq and is a predicted model, not a curated record. NCBI's taxonomy places the organism in Eukaryota, Fungi, Ascomycota, Eurotiomycetes, Chaetothyriales, Herpotrichiellaceae.